GUUGUCUUUGUGGUCAACACUUGAGAGGCAGCACGAUGAGCUCCAUAUGGAACGUUGCAAUGUUGAUAAUAGCCUUAGUGGUUGUGAGGAUCAGCCACUGGCUUCACCGAUGGUCAAACCCUAAGUGUAAUGGCAAGUUACCACCGGGAGCUAUGGGUUUUCCAAUCAUUGGAGAGACUGUUGAUUUCUUGAAGCCUUGUGGAUUCAAUGAUAUCCCAACCUUUGUAAAGAAGAGGAUGAUAAGGUAUGGACUGUUGUUUCGGACAAACAUUUUCGGUUCCAAAACCGUGGUUUCGACGGAUCCAGAUGUAAUUAACCAGAUUUUCCGGCAAGAGAACACGUCUUUUGGGCUAGGCUAUCCGGACAUACUUGUGAAAGUAUUUGGAAAAGAUAACUUGUUCUUGAAGGAAGUGUUCAUCCACAAGUACCUCCAAAAAAUCACUAUGCAAAUUAUUGGCUCAGAGGGUUUAAAGCAAACAAUGAUAGGAAACAUGGACAAAGCGACCCGCGGCCAUUUUAGAUCGAAGGCUAGCCAGGGGAGCUUCAAUGUUCGUAAAGAAGUUGAAAACUUGAUAGUGGCGUACAUGACACCAAAGCUGAUAACUCUCAUCAAAGUCCUCAAGUCACGCGGAGAAGCGAUCCAGGUGAUGAAAGACGUUCCCAGUAUGAGAAAAGAGUCGCGAGAGAAGCAAGAAGACUUCCUCAACACGAUGCUAGAAGAACUGGAGAAAGAAGGUAGCAUUUUCGACCAAGGAUCCGCUACAAACCUCAUCUUCCUUCUGGCAUUCGUCGCGAGAGAAGGUACCUCCAGUUGUACUGCUUUGGCCGUGAAAUUCAUAUCCAAAGACCCGAAAGUGCUUGCAGAGCUCAAGCGUGAGCAUAAGGCAAUUGUAGACAACAGAAAAUAUAAGAAAGCUGGAGUUAGCUGGGAAGAAUACACACACAACAUGAUUUUCACAAACAUGGUUAUAAAUGAGUCGCUUCGCCUAUCAAACACGACCCCUUUAUUGUUCCGAAAGGCACUGCACGAUGUUGAGAUCAAAGGAUAUACAAUUCCGGCUAGUUGGAUUGUGGCAGUUGCACCUUCAGCGGUUCAUUAUGAUCCUACAAACUAUGAGAACCCAUUCGAGUUUAAUCCAUGGAGAUGGGAGGGGAAAGAAAUGACUCGGGGGUCUAAAACGUUCAUGGCGUUUGGAAGUGGAGUUAGACUUUGUGUAGGUGCAGAGUUUGCGCGGCUUCAGAUGGCAAUCUUUCUUCAUCAUCUUGUCGCAUAUUACGAUUUCUCAGUGGUCCAAGACUCCGAGAUCACUCGUUCACCAUUCCUUCAAUUCACUAAGGAUCUGCUUAUCAACAUCUCCCAGUCUCCUACCAAGUGAACCAUGCAGUUUCCAAAUCUUAAUAAUCAGAUCAUUAUAUCAAUUCCUGCUUCCGUAAAAUGUCUGGAGUCUUUAUAUAUGCUCUAUGUAAUUUUAAAAAGUACCUCUCUUAUCGAAUGAGUUCAACUUUGUUUAUAUAUGUCUUGAAUCUGAUCACAUGGGGCCUGUUCACAUCUAAAGCUUAUUCUAUGAAACACUCUUUGCGGCUGCUUCUGUAAUGAUGACUUAAAAGUCUCUGCUUGCAAAGUCUUUGAUCACCAGCGUUGUUCAAUGAAAUGAGUAUAAGUUG
This is a messenger RNA of Arabidopsis arenosa, 1665 nucleotides long. The record is from the annotation of a GenBank genome assembly. NCBI's taxonomy places the organism in Eukaryota, Viridiplantae, Streptophyta, Magnoliopsida, Brassicales, Brassicaceae.